This is a messenger RNA of Hippocampus zosterae (dwarf seahorse), 4742 nucleotides long. RefSeq names its product regulator of G protein signaling 3a (gene rgs3a). Gene Ontology annotation, cellular component: nucleus; plasma membrane. Gene Ontology annotation, molecular function: protein binding. Gene Ontology annotation, biological process: signal transduction. Lineage: Eukaryota; Metazoa; Chordata; Actinopteri; Syngnathiformes; Syngnathidae. The coding region runs from base 60 to 3551 and encodes 1163 amino acids. The transcript is spliced from 23 exons. The record is from RefSeq and is a predicted model, not a curated record.
CCCUGGCAGCCAGCAUCACAUUUCUUGAGCGUCUCAUUUGCGGAGGGAUUCUCUCUGUGAUGUCUUUCAAAGUUUACCUGCGCAAACCGCCCGUCACCUCUUCCAAAGCCCCAUCCUUCCUGCUGACGACUCACGGUCAGCUGAAACUGUCAAUCAUCCAGGAACAGGAAGUUGUUGCUGUAAGCGUUUUGGAGGCACGGGAUAUGUUGCACGAGCACCGGGGGUCAUGUGACUCCUAUGUAGAGGUGGGCAUGUUUCCAGACAGCGAACCCAGAGAGCGACAGAAGACGGCAACGGUCCUUCAGUGUAAAAAUCCUGUCUUUCUACACACCUUUUACUUUGUGAUACGUGACAAGGACCUUCACAAGCGACUGCUCUUCACAGUGUGGAACUCUAAUUGCGCCUCCAGGAGGAGUGCACUGCUGGGGUGCAUGAGCUUCGGCGUCCGCUCCCUGACGCAACCGCACAAGGAGGUCCGCGGAUGGUACUACCUGCUUAAGGAAGAAGUGGGCAUGAGGAAGCAUCUCAGAGUACCUGCGCAACAAAAGUCACAUAACGGCGAGGCCGUGCUCUCGAACCAUGGUGCUGCCCCUGAGACACAGCGGCCUGAGAAUAUGCAAUGCUUAACGGUGACCAUCUUUCGAGGAAAGGAUGGAUACGGAUUCACCAUCUGCUCGGAUUCGCCUGUGAGGGUGCAGGCUGUCGAUCCAGGGGGCCCCGCGGACCAGGCGGGUCUCCAGCAGCUGGAUACUCUCCUGCAGCUCAACGGUCAGCCCGUGGAGCAGUGGAAAUGUGCCGAUUUGGCUCAUGCCAUCAGAAACAGCGCAAAUGAGAUCACGGUUGUGGUGUGGCGCAGCGGCCCCUCGGCCAAGCCCAACUUCGAGGGUCUCAUCCACCGACCGUCCUACAUGCAGUCCACCUCCAACUACGAGACGCCCUCGCCGCCCGCCCGCCGGCACGCCCCGGACUCCGGAGCCGGUCGAACCCCGCCGGCCGUUCCGCCGCUCCCGGCUCACCACCGCACAGCCGCCGCCCGCAGGCUACUGGUCAACGGCUCGGAUGGCGUCGCAGGUGGCGGCGGGGGCUCGGGGGUGGGCACCAUGCAGUGGGGCGCCCGGGGCGGCUCGGCCGAGGAGCUGGACGGCAAGCCGCGGCACCUCCAGCACCCUCCCACCGCCACGCUGAAGGGAACCAGGGUGAAGGCGUCCAACGGGGACAACUACAUCAUCCUGGCCCCCUACAACCCCGGAAGCCAGAUCUUGAGGCCGGUUUAUCAGGACAAUCAGGGAACCUUAGUCAGCAGGUUGUACAACACGCGGCAGGCCUCUGGAGCUCAAAGUCAGGCCGCGGGUACCGUCGGUGGCGUCGGAACCCUUUCGUCGGGUUCAAGCGGAGUCGGUCCUUUCUCCAGCCGCUCCGGCUUCCUGCGCCGCUCCAACAACGGCAAGACGUCAAAAACCACCUCGGCCGGGACCGGCGUGCCCAACCUCCCGCAGCAGAGUGCCAACUUUGCCAACUACCAAAACUGCACCAUUGUUCGCUCUCACGUCCCUCACGGGAACUAUGGCUACGUUUCUGCGGCGCCCAAAAUCCUUAUCUUCCCUAUCUUUGUUCAGCCUUUGGACCUGUGCAGUCGAGCUCUCAUCAUAACGGAGGAGAUGAUUUUGCAUGAGAGCAAGCAUCACUCCCUCAAAGUGACCGUGUUUGUCUACACAGACUUAAUGUUGGUCACGAGAGAGGACGAGCCCGGCAAAUGUAACGUCCUCCAGAGUCCUUUGUACCUGCGACACCUGCGACUACAGGAUGAUUAUGCUGAAGAACUCCGAUUCUAUCUUAUUCACAUGACCGAGAAGUGCGACUGCCUGCUCAGCCUGGAAGCGUACUCGUCCGAGCAGAAGCGCCGCGUGUGCCAGUGCCUCAAGGACAACAUCGACAAGCAGCUCCAGCUUCAGAGGAGGGAGCCCGCUGUUCAACAUUUUGACCAGAUGUUGGAACCAAAGGUGGACGCCCCCUCCUGCGAGCUGGGCGGAGUCGGCGGGGAUCGAGGGGAAGUGCGCCUCCACCUGCCCCCUCACACUUCCGAAGGGGAGGAGAGCAGCCUGUAUCCCUCCAGCCCCUCCGAACCCUUGACCCUGAGCAGCCCCCACCCCUCAGAGCCGUUCAGCCCACUGAAUGAAAUCUACCUGCCGCUCGGCAGCCUGGGCGGGUCCGAGGAGCGCCACAGGGUGCCCCCCACGCCUCCGCCUUCCACCGAGGGCGAGGACUGGAAGAGCGUGGACGGACAUGAGCUGGAGAUCUGGAGAGAGGGCGACAGGAGAGAGGAUGAGGAAGAGGAGGGCGCGAGCGGGAAGAGCGAGUCGGAGGAGUUGGCGGAGCGACGGGAAGAGGAAGUUCACCUCCACCUGCUGGUGUCAAACGCGGACGACGACAACGCUUCCGAGCCGCCUGACACAAACGCCCCUCCUUCGUCCUCCUCGUCCUCAUUCGUCAUCCCCGAGCUGCGCCUGGACCGCUCUUUCAGCGCAGACGCCCUCUCCUCGCCCAACACCGACGAAGAAGAAUACGACGAGGAAGAGGAGGAGGAGGAAGACGAAGACGAUGACGACGACGAUGACGAUUCCGAAGAGGACGACAGCGACGACGCCUACCUGCAGCGCAGCGACAGCAAGCGGCGCUCCAUGGUGGAGGGCGCCACCUGCGAGAAGCACGGCGGCGGGGGCCUCAGCGUGCAGAACUCGCUGCGCCGACGCACCCACAGCGAGGGCAGCCUGCUGCAGGACCCCCGCGCACCUUGCUUCACCUCUGACAACGCCAUCAACUGCUUGGAGACGUCCGGCGGGCGUCACAAGGGCGGCUGGACGCUACCCUCGCCCAAGACCCUGAAGAAGGAGUUGACCAAGAACGGAGGCUCCAUGCAUCAGCUGUGCAUGCUCUUCUCCGGGAGGAAGCUCAGCUCCGGAUCCUCCUGCAGCUGUGAGGUCGGCCCCGACGGCACCAAGAAGAAAAAGUCCAAGAACCUGGCCAAAGAUAUGAAGAACCGCUUGGCUUUCCUACGGCGGAGGAACGAAUCUCCGGGAAGCAACCCAGCCGGAAAGUUGGACAAAACCAUGAAGUCAGUCAAGCCCACCCCGGAGGAUGCGCUCAAAUGGGGGGACUCGCUCGACAAGCUGCUGGCGCACAAAUAUGGUCUGGCAGCCUUCAGAGCGUUCUUGCGCACUGAGUUCAGCGAGGAGAAUCUGGAAUUUUGGCUGGCCUGCGAGGAAUACAAGAAGAUGAAAUCGCAAUCUAAGAUGGCCUCCAAAGCGAAGAAGAUCUUUGCGGAAUACAUCGCCAUCCAGUCUUGCAAAGAGGUGAACCUGGACUCGUACACGCGGGAUCACACGAAGGACAACUUGCAGAAUGUGACGCGUUCCUGCUUUGAGCUGGCGCAAAGGCGGAUAUACGGGCUGAUGGAGAAAGACUCAUACCCCCGUUUCUUGCGCUCGGAACUCUAUUUGGACUUGAUCAACCAAAAAAAGGCCAGCGCCACUUCGACUUCCUCUUCGUCAUAAGAGGCAAAACUAUUCUCCCUAGAGGAGAAAAAGAGCGUGUAUGGGAUGCCAAGUUUUUUCUGUCUUGCCCCCCUUUUUUUUUUUUCUUUUUAAGUCUUUCGUCCUGUUUGCGCUAAACGUCUUGUUUGUUUUUGGGUGGUCGCAGGAAAGCUACAGGCACUGCAAAGGAAUGUGCUUUACUCCUCAAGUGGAUGGACCGUUUGCUAAAAACAUGACGAGGAAAAAGGCUCGAAAUGUGGGGGGAUGACGUGGGGGUUUUGGAAAAAAACCCAAACAAACCUGCAGACAUGAAGACAGUCCGGUACUGUUUGUCACUUUUUAUUUUCGUGUCUCUUCAUCCACUUGUUUCCUCGACAACGUCCACGGCGAAACCACAUGCGAACUGUUGGUACGACCAAACGCCCCCUUCCCCCGUCUUCGUUUCCAUCUCGAAGAGAACCGUCGCUUUGUUUCAGCCUCGUCGAGCACCCGUCUCAAUGACUGAAACAAACGGGAACAAAGAACGCGCACGGAUGGACUUAUUUAAGACUUGAAAAGUCGUACUGACAGGCAAGAACAAAAGGACUCGAGAACCAGAGGAGAAGCCAAAUGCCGUUUUUCCUUCAACCGCACACGUAGCUGAUAAACAAAGGCCGCAUCUCUCAGGACAUGGCUUCAAUUUCCUUGAUCGCCGUUUUUGGUUUUCCGGGCUUCACCACUUGCACUCCCGUACUUAUACUGAGCAAUAUGCAAAAAGUAUCUUGGAAAACUUCACUUUGCCUAUUUAUUUAGAGUACCACGGUAACUGGCUGGACAUCUACAAAAGCUCUCGGCUCAAAGCUUUCCUCUUAACCACCAGACAGGUCCGAUGCUGUCCUGAAUUUAAGUGCAAUAUUUUUUUUCAUGUUUUAUUAUUAUUAAUAUUAUUAUUAUUAUUAUUGUUCAUUUAUUUGGAUUUUUUUGGGGGGGGGGUGACAAGCGGCUUUAGCUCUCGAUGAACUUUAUAUGUUAGGAGAGGAAAAUUAGAGCUCUAAGUUUGACUUAACAGUGGAAAAACUCUCAACAAGCCUAUAAGUUGUUUCAAGGAUCGAAAGCAAGUCAUGAUUUAAACUGUGUGUUUGCCCCCCGGCAGCGGGCCGCCGGGAACUUUAUGGUUGUACAUAUAAUUCUUUAAGAAAACGAUGUGAUAAAAGAUGCAAAAAAAACAACAAA